Messenger RNA from Drosophila mauritiana, 2140 nucleotides. It is a transcript of the gene CaMKII, whose product is annotated as calcium/calmodulin-dependent protein kinase type II alpha chain. Gene Ontology annotation, molecular function: calmodulin binding; ATP binding; calcium/calmodulin-dependent protein kinase activity. The coding region runs from base 421 to 2016 and encodes 531 amino acids. Gene Ontology annotation, biological process: protein phosphorylation. Gene Ontology annotation, cellular component: cytoplasm; neuron projection. The record is from RefSeq and is a predicted model, not a curated record. NCBI's taxonomy places the organism in Eukaryota, Metazoa, Arthropoda, Insecta, Diptera, Drosophilidae. The transcript is spliced from 16 exons.
AUGAAAAACUAUAUGUAGAUAGCAGGUCUAUUUUGCUUCGAUUCCACUGAAUAAUAUAGAAUUUUAAAUUUAGAAUAGUGAGACAUGCUUUAAUUUUUUCGAUAUGUGUUUCAAUGACUAGGAGCUUCAUGCCUGAUCUUAUACAGAAAAGAAUGUAAGUUCAUUCUAUGAUGGGCGGGGGAUUCUCAAAUACAUGCAGUACCUCUUUGGAUACCAUAGAACCAACACUGCCUCUAAAAUUUGUUCCAGUUAGUGCUACUUUAUAACAAAAUAUUUAGAGAAGGCCAUAUUUAGGUACAACAAAUACUUCUGUAUGUAUUUAUGUACAUUAAAACAAGAAAUAUAACUCCUGGAAAGUGAAACCUGUAGAGCAGUUUAAGAUCUUUAGUCGCAAUAGAUUUUCUUAAGUGUGCCAUCGCGAUGGCUGCACCAGCAGCCUGUACGCGUUUUUCGGACAAUUACGACAUCAAAGAAGAGUUGGGAAAAGGAGCAUUCUCAAUUGUGAAAAGAUGUGUCCAAAAGUCAACUGGCUUUGAAUUUGCUGCAAAAAUUAUAAAUACAAAAAAAUUAACUGCCAGAGACUUUCAAAAACUGGAACGUGAAGCAAGGAUCUGCAGAAAGUUACACCAUCCCAACAUAGUGCGGCUACAUGACAGUAUACAGGAGGAGAACUAUCACUACCUUGUUUUUGAUCUUGUAACCGGUGGUGAACUUUUUGAAGAUAUCGUUGCACGCGAAUUUUAUUCAGAAGCUGAUGCAUCACAUUGUAUUCAACAAAUAUUGGAAUCGGUAAAUCACUGCCACCAAAAUGGUGUGGUGCAUCGAGAUCUGAAACCAGAGAAUUUACUAUUAGCUAGUAAGGCAAAGGGUGCAGCAGUGAAACUCGCUGACUUUGGUCUAGCCAUUGAAGUUCAAGGCGAUCAUCAGGCUUGGUUUGGAUUUGCUGGCACCCCAGGAUAUCUGUCUCCUGAGGUAUUGAAAAAGGAGCCCUAUGGCAAAUCGGUAGACAUAUGGGCAUGUGGAGUUAUUCUUUACAUACUUCUUGUCGGUUAUCCACCCUUUUGGGAUGAAGAUCAGCACCGACUGUACUCGCAGAUAAAAGCAGGAGCUUAUGAUUAUCCGUCUCCGGAAUGGGAUACGGUUACUCCAGAAGCUAAAAAUCUUAUUAAUCAAAUGCUAACAGUUAAUCCAAAUAAACGAAUAACUGCAGCUGAGGCUUUAAAACAUCCGUGGAUUUGUCAACGAGAACGUGUGGCUUCCGUUGUGCAUCGCCAAGAAACCGUAGACUGUCUCAAGAAAUUUAAUGCGCGGCGCAAGCUAAAGGGAGCCAUUCUUACGACAAUGUUGGCUACCAGAAAUUUUUCGAGCAGAAGUAUGAUAACUAAAAAAGGUGAAGGAUCACAGGUCAAAGAAUCAACCGAUUCAUCUAGCACUACUCUUGAGGACGAUGAUAUAAAAGAAGAUAAAAAAGGAACCGUUGAUCGCAGUACUACAGUCGUAUCAAAAGAGCCUGAAGAUAUAAGGAUACUUUGUCCUGCAAAAACGUAUCAUCAAAAUAUAGGAAACUCGCAGUGCUCUUCAGCAGCUAGACGACAAGAAAUAAUAAAGAUAACUGAACAGUUGAUUGAAGCAAUUAACAGUGGCGACUUUGAUGGAUACACCAAAAUAUGUGAUCCGCAUCUAACUGCCUUUGAACCGGAAGCACUGGGCAACCUUGUAGAGGGAAUUGAUUUUCACAAAUUUUAUUUUGAAAAUGUUCUUGGUAAAAACUGCAAAGCUAUAAACACAACCAUUUUAAAUCCUCAUGUGCACUUACUUGGUGAAGAAGCCGCUUGCAUUGCCUAUGUCAGACUUACGCAGUACAUUGAUAAGCAAGGACAUGCACAUACCCAUCAGUCCGAGGAGACGCGAGUCUGGCACAAACGCGAUAACAAAUGGCAGAAUGUUCACUUUCAUCGAAGUGCAUCUGCCAAAAUAAGCGGAGCAACUACAUUCGAUUUUAUACCCCAAAAAUAGUGGGCAUUAUUCAAUUGAAUAUAAACUGUCAUUAUGCACACGUCAAUGAAAGUGCUACAUUUAUUUUUAGAGAAUACAAUAGUUUAUUGCAAAUAAAGAUGCUAGUGCAAAUUUUAUUAUUUUA